UCACCUGGUGAGAGCAGGUGGGCCAGGCGAGCCACUCUACCACGUGCUCUCACUACACCUACACUGCCUCUCAUACACACACACCAACCCAGCCACUGAAGAACCAGCACUAAGGUGUUUGUGAUUCCCUUCAGUUUGAGUGGACUUUUAAUGACGGAAACUGGGGCCGUGAUGCUGGCUUCUCGUCUGAUGCCCAGGAUAUACCAGACUGAUCCUGCACCAAUGGAGCCUAGAAGGAUCCUCCACUAGUGGAAAUGCCUAGAGUGCCACACAAAUUUUAGUGACAAGCAGCACCCCGCAGAUACAUUACCUGUUGCCUGCAAAUAUCCUCAACGGUGUUGGUGGGUGGCAGGAUGCAAGUGGCAGACAGUGUGAAGUAUAGGGAAGCUGUGGCUAGACUUAAAAGGCUCUUAUAUGACCCAUCAGGCUGGGAGUCACCACCCACUCCCCCUCACCACACCCACGCCCACACCACCUCCAUCAACUCCAUCCACAAUAUAUACCACGCCUCAGUUAGCUCAGAUGUGGACGGUGUGCCUGGAAGCAUGGUGGGCAUUGGCGGGGAAGAGAGGGCGUCACGGUGGCUGCUGGAACUGCUGAGGCACCAGGAGGAACUUAUAGCUCAGCUAGAGAAGGAGAACGACUUCCUUAAGCGUGAGGUGGUGUCCGUCGGCGAGGGAGUCAAGAUGAUGGGCCAAGAGAACCAGGAACUCAACCGUCGCCUCGCUGACGCCCUGACUCAGGCUAUUACCAUGGGUGAGUGUUCUGACACGAGCAGCAUUAGCAGCAGUGAGAGAAACAGCGGUGACAAAGACGCCACAAACUCGACAAUAGCAGCACUCACUAGGGAGAAGGCGGCGCUACAGGAACAAGUCAGUCAUCUUGACGCCUCUCUCUCCGCAGUGACACUGAAGGAACAGGAGGCCCUCACUAAGCUGAGACAAGCACUCACACUCGCCCAGGACACACACUCACACACCGUACAGGUUCGUGCCAGCAGUGAAACUGCCUUGGAAGAGCUCUCAGCUCUUUUAACGGCGACGAAGCAGGAGGGACAAGAGCUGCGGAAGCGUCUGGAUGAAGCGGACAGCAGACACAAACGGCAGCAGGAACAGAAGGAGGAGCAUGUGGGUCAACUACUGCAGCGGGUAAAAGCGCUCCAAGAGGAGCGGGAGCAGCAGGAUGAAGUAAUGACGAGGCUGCGGCAGGAGGUGAGAGAGAGCAGCAGGAAGGUGGCGGCCCUGGAGGAGGACCUGCAAGCAGCAAGAGCUGCCAGAACCCGCCUCGAGGUACAGCUGGAGGAGCAGCGCCAACACUCAAAGGAUGCUCACUCCAGGCUCGAGCAUAUUGUUUUGACACGAAGUGGGGAGGCAGCAGCAGGGACGGCGAGGGCCCAAGAGCUGGAGGAAAGGCUGACGGCUGCCAGGGAGGACACUUCUCGCCUCCUCCAUGCCAUCACAUCUCUCGCUCAGGGAUCAGGUCGAGGGGUGGAGGCGGAUACUACUGACGAUGUUAAGAGUGAGAGACUGGCAGCCGGGCAACAGCUGAGCGCCGCCAUCACUGCCCUACAGACACGCCAUGAGUGUGAAGUGCGGUCACUGAGGGAAGCUGCUAGCCAGCAAAGCGAGGCUAUGGACCGUCUCAGGGAAGAGGUAUCUAACAUGAGGCAGCAACUAGCUGAUGAUAGCAACAGCUACAGGAAGAUGUGCGCUGAGCAGAAAGCAGAAGCAGCCAGAGUAGCAGAGGAACUGCAGCAAGCACAGCAACAGAUUCUUGUAUGCCAGGAGCAGGCGCGGAUGCAGGGCGCCCUUUAUCAGCAGGCCCUCGACAAACUCAAGUGCUCCGAGGGCAAGGCGACGCAAGCCGAACUUCAGAGUUCUGAGUAUCUAGAGCUGAUGCGAGCUGCCAGCCAAGAGCGGGAUGCACUUCGUCAAGAGGUUAUUUAUUUGCGAAGAGUGGCUGCAAGGUGCAGCCCAGCCUCGGCCAGAGUGCACGACGCUCCUGCUGGCGUAACAGCUGCCGAUCAUGACACUCUGUUAGCACCAGGCAUGGGUCAACCCUUAGUACGAUUUCCAGAGGGCCAAAAACACGAGGGACCAGACCGGUGUGCAGAGGAGGGCCUGGGACUUGGCUUGACCACACCUGCACUCUUGGCCAACGAUGCUGUCUUCAGGGACAUCACCGUCGCCCCGGGCGUCUCACUCCUCCAUCUCUAUCAAUAAUCACUUCUUGCUUCACCUACAUGUGCUCUUCCACUUGAAUCAGUAACAGCUGUUAUAAAUCUUACUCUGUGGUGCCCAAACGUAACGUUAAUCAAUGGAUUAUACAGACUAACUCAGUAUAUCUUUUCAGAAAAUAUAUAAAAGACAUCUUCCAAUGAUAUUCGUAAAAUUCCACUGUAGCCAGUACAAUAAUUUAUAUUUACACAUUUUAUCAAGGGUAAAUAUUGCUCUUAAAGGUGCUUCAUGUACAGCUAAAAAAAAAAAAUGACUGAAACCUGCAUAAUCUGGAACUCUUUGAAAGAAAUAUAAACUUAGUGACUUUAGACGACACUACAACUAUAAAUCUCUUGUAUAAGGUCUAUCUUUAGCAUUAAGUCUGUAUUUCAAGAUAGAAUUAUGGAGAAUGUAAGCAUUAAUGUAUGAGCCACAGUGUGAUGCAUAACAUACUGCAGCUAGAGCGGUGGUUUUUAACCUGGGUUCGAUCGAACCCCAGGGGUUCGGCGGAGGUCUCCCACACACGACACGUGCAAAAUAGUACUAUGAAGCACCGCAUCUUCAGAGUUGUGUAAUGAAAUGGGCUCUGAAUUCGAGGUAUUUCUGUACCAUUCUAGUGUUUGGUGGUUAUCCUGGGGAAAUAUGAUGAAUCGUGUUUUUGCCGUGCGUGUGGAAUUAGCCCUGUUUUUGCGAGAGCACCAACAUUGUCAUGUAGAUUAAUUCGAAAAUUCUGAGUUCAUUCUCAUUUUGGCGUACAUGGCCGAUAUCUUCGAUGCUGUCAAUCAUCUCGGUCGACAGAUGCAGGGUGGUGGAGUCAACAUCAUCGAAGCGGAAGAAAACAUGAAGGCUUUUCAAAAAAAAGUCACCGUUAUGGAAACGACGAACAGAGAAUGAUAACUUUGCAAAUUUUCCCCUGCUGGACAACUGUGUAAGCAAGAUCGAAGACGUGUAUGGAAUCGGAGACAUUCCUGUUCCCGGGGAACUGAAACAAGCAAUUGCCAUGCACUUAGAUGAGCUUGCAGAGUCUCUCGACGGAUACUGCCCCAUACUUUUGCAACAGCAGUUUUGAUUGAAAUCAUAUUUUGAAGAAAUCACAUUUCAUUUUUCCAAUUACGAAUGGUUCGGUGAAAUCACGGAUGAAACUUGCGGGGUUCAGUACCUCCAAUAAGGUUAAGAACCAACCACUGAGCUAGAGGGAACAGGGAGAACUGCAACCACACUGUACCUAUUGUGGAUUUUUUUUUCAAAUUUUCUUGAAAUUAGUGUGUAAAUAUUGAAUUAUGUAAUAUUGUUUAAAAAAUGUAAUGUUUAUGUGACUUGGAAAAGUUUCGAGUCAUAAGGGAACCAACAGAUAGGUGAAAGUUGGCGUCGAAAUAUGGCGUAGUGUAAAUAGACAAGAGAGUGUAGCAGAGAAAAUCUUGUGUAGUCGUAGCCAAAAGUGAGUGUAUCGACGAUAAUGGAGUACUAUAAAAUAAUUUAAGGACGUGGGCAUCUACAGUCGUGCAUAUCAAGGCUAACUCCGUUACAAUAAAGCGGAUAAAUGGUAUAUAGAAAGGCGGCUUCGUCUGGAAUUGUGGCACCCCUUGUGUAUGUAAGCUUCCCAGUAGGUAACUAUGUUGGUCAGCCUCUGGUAUCUGUAGGGUAGGGAAGUGUUAGGAUAUAUAACCCAAGAAAUAUGUAAUUUCUGUGGAUUAUAAAAUGAUACAUGUAAAUGGGAUCCACCUCUAGUGCAAAUUGUGGGAACGUGUAAUAUAUGUUUAUCAGGUACAUUCUCUAUAUAUACUCCUGUCAAUAGAUUUCGUGGACCAAACCACUAAUUAGUAAAGUUAGGUCAUAAAUAAUCCGUUUACAGCCCACAAACAUAAUUUACCAAUGUUACUGGUUUAAAUUUAAUAAUUCAUAACUGAAGGUCCAGCCUAUGCGAGUGUGGGAUGAGUGGGUGGGUAUCGAAGGAGGGAUACUAUUGAGACUCAAUGUUCCUAAAAUCCUACCCAUCUCCAAGGUACAACUAAUAUCAAUAAGUGUAAUUUCUGUCUUAGUUGUGCUCUCCCCAAAUUAUGUGUUUAAUAAUUCAGAACUGUGCCCGUAAACUUCAUACACAUAAUUUCUCACGCCUAUUGUACACGAGGAUGCUACCGAUGCCGUGAAACAUUUCCAACACCUGACUCUAACUGACCAUGUUCAUUUCGAAUACCGACUCAGUAAUUCAAAAAUAUCGAAACAGUUCUGUACAUUAAGACUUUUUGUUAUAUGUAUUUAUAAAAACUGAAGCUUUUUAAUUAUUUUUUUUUUGUAUUUAUACAUAUUUAAAUAUACUGUGAACCAAUAGAGGCAGUCAUGUUUAUCAAGCUUAGAAAAAACACAUCAAUAUUAAUACGUUAAAUGGAAAAAUAGAAAACUGAAAUAUGUAGAUAUACCUGGAGAGGGUUUCGGGGGUCAACGCCCCCGCGGCCCGGUCUGAGACCAGGCCUUGUGGUGGAUCAGGGUCUGAUCAACCAGGCUGUUACUGCUGGCAGCACGCAAACUGACGUACGGACCAUUGCUUUAAAACAAUACAGCAUACGCAGCUGAUGAACCUGAUACAGUGUGCGGAUGAAAGAAAAUGCUGCGUUAGCCUAUUGGUGAAGUUACUUAUGAUAAUGCUGUAUAUAGUUAAAAAUUUCAGAGUUUAAGACUACAAUAAAUUAGUUUACAGAUUUUCAGAUUUAACCUUAUCCUUUACAAAUUAAAUUUCUGUUAAGGAUUACUUUUUUAAAUUACAGAGCUGUAUAACCCUAGUGGGUUUAGAGCUUCUUUUUUAUUAUAAUUAAAAAUUAAACUAAUUCAACUAUAUUAACCGUUUGUAUAUCAAUGUA
Molecule: messenger RNA, 5071 nt
Organism: Cherax quadricarinatus
Lineage: Eukaryota; Metazoa; Arthropoda; Malacostraca; Decapoda; Parastacidae
Source: RefSeq, a predicted model, not a curated record